Symbiodinium necroappetens is the source of this 774-nucleotide messenger RNA. NCBI's taxonomy places the organism in Eukaryota, Dinophyceae, Suessiales, Symbiodiniaceae. The record is from the annotation of a GenBank genome assembly.
AUGCAUCGCCUUCGCCGGCUGGCGGUUUCUAGAGGAUGUUCUUCUUCAUGGCGUCCAGCUGGUGCAAGGUUGUCGACAUCUUCGGAGGGCCACCUCCCGGCGAUCGCGAAGCUCAGGAAUUCCAAAGAGCACCUGUCUUUCUUCAUAAGCUUCCGCGACAAACUGGGGCCAAGGGAGGUGUGCUACUUGCUCAAGAGCCUCUGGCAAAAGGUGGAGCUGGAGCAUGAAAGCGAUGUACUGUCCGCAAGGAAGGCGCUGUUCAACGAUCCUGACUUCAUAGCCAUCCUCAAGGAUGUGCUGUUCAAGCUGAAUCGUUACGCUGCGCGUGAGUUGCCGGACUUGGUUCAUGUCCUGCAUCAUAUGACCUGGAACGAUAAGCACCUGUUUAAGAUCGUGGAGCCCCGCUUGAUUCAAGAGCUGCCCUCGGUGAACCUCGGGGACAUCCCCCGUGUCGCUGAGAGUUUCGUGGGCGUGGGAUGUGGGAGCCGAGUCCUCUUCCAGGAGUUGAUCCACUUGAGUCUCCAGGCCGCCCAGCACUUCUCUGCCCAGCAGGUGGCCUCGCUGGUAACCUCCUUCUCGAGGUCGCCGCACAAGCCGAAGGCAUUUCUGAUCGGCUUCUGUCCGACAGUGGCUGCCAAUCUGAACUCCUUUGAUGCAGCAGAGCUCACGAAGGUCAUCGUCGCUUAUUCCGAAUGGCCCGGUGAGGUUUCUACCGACUUCAUGGAGCAAGUCAUGGAGGUGCUGUGCUUCGGCAGCUCAGCCAUGACGAUGAAG